AUGGUCGGAUUGGAUGCCAUGGCUCGACUAUUGUACUUGAGUCGAUCCCUGCCGGCCUGUCGCGACCACGGCGAGACUGCUCUGUCAUUGCUGCUCCCGAAACGGUCUGCUCUAAUGGCAUUGUGCAGCAUUUUGUUGUAUGCAAGUAGUUUUCUACUGAGUACAUCGCCGACCCAAUUCGUCGAGUUGAUACAUCUUCUUUACCAUAGACUUGGUAAACAUGUUAUCUGCAGCUUGACGUACUUUUCUGACACUGGUUCUGCUGCCGAUACACGCAAGACCUCGUGCUUUCUCGAAGCAAGUACAGUGCUAUUGAACAAGUAUGUGCAAAAGGCAAGCAUUUGGGACGAAGAAAAACUUACGAAGAAAUCGGAUAAGGAGAGUAAUGAAGAAGCUGAUAAGGAAGAGGGCGUGAAAGAAGGGAAGUACCUCUUCCAGAUGGAGGCUUGUCAAUGCUAUUGCUGUUAUACGACGUGCAAAUUCUGCCCGGAUGCCAAGAUCACAAAUGAGGGUCCACCUUUGCUUCACUCCAAGAUGAAGCGUACUUGGUUGGCAUUAAGAGGUCUGCUGCAGAAGACAACUGCAUUGCCGUUGCCAUUUGAUGCUAAUGACACGACGACAGAAUUACCAGAUAAAAUUUGCGUGGGUCAUUCGUGGUAUUUGAUAUAUGCAAACUUCAGUCUUGGGCGAGCAAAACGGCGAGGAAACCUGGCGGAGCUAAUGGAAUUGGAGCAGCAUAUUCGAAAGCGAGUGCAGUUUUUGAUGAAAGAUGUCUUGUACUAUCAUCCAGAUCGAGUUGACUCCUGGGUGUGCUUGGGAAAGACGAUGAAGGAAUUAUAUCACGCAGCUACAGAUGCGUUUGCUGCUGUGCUCGGACGGAAGCUCAGAGUUCGAGCAUUCCAGUGA
This is a messenger RNA of Peronospora farinosa, 906 nucleotides long. NCBI's taxonomy places the organism in Eukaryota, Oomycota, Peronosporomycetes, Peronosporales, Peronosporaceae. The record is from the annotation of a GenBank genome assembly.